AUGGUCCGAAUCAUCAACUAUUUCACUCUACUCCUCGCUGCUGCCGCCACUAUGGUUAGCUCUGCUCCUACUACGACUCCCACCCCGACUCUUGAGAACACCCUGAAUCGGGUCGGUCGAAGUGCCUCCCCUGAUGGCCUAGGUCACUCUAGAGACAAGGUUGACUUCAUCACUGAAGCCAAGGCAUUUGCUGAGGAGGAGAUGAAGGAAGCCGAAGAGGCGUACAAGCUUGCAAGGGCUUUGUACAGACAGCGCAUGGAUGCUGCUGAGAAUGAUGGCAAGAUCCAAUUCACUCAGUUCUCGGAGGUUUCCUAG
Molecule: messenger RNA, 315 nt
Organism: Fusarium vanettenii 77-13-4
Lineage: Eukaryota; Fungi; Ascomycota; Sordariomycetes; Hypocreales; Nectriaceae
Exons: 1
Coding region: 1-315 (104 amino acids)
Source: RefSeq, a predicted model, not a curated record